Lolium perenne is the source of this 3650-nucleotide messenger RNA. Its product is annotated as glyceraldehyde-3-phosphate dehydrogenase-like. Lineage: Eukaryota; Viridiplantae; Streptophyta; Magnoliopsida; Poales; Poaceae. The record is from RefSeq and is a predicted model, not a curated record.
CUCAGUGUGGUAUUACAGGGCGUGGUAUAACUGUUGGUACAUUCUUCUGUCACACUAAUUUGGAUAUUAGUGAGGAAUCAGGCAUUUCCUGCUUCAAGAACUUUGACCUGAAUCUGAGAGCCAUGUCUAAUCUAGACAAGAUUCAUGCACUAAUCAAACACUAUGGCCCGACUCAAACUGAUAUUUCUUUUAUACCUUAGGUGAUUGUCCUGUUCAUAUCCUUUUUCAGCGGCUUGACAGAUGGUGAGCUAUGACUUGUAAUGUUUGGGUUUGGUGGCAGGAAAUUCUUACGCUGGCUGGGACAACAACAAACGUUGGUGCACAGAGAUUUAUGGCUAUGUCGAUGCUAUCAUGGUUAAUAUUGGUUAGUAUUGGGUUAGCAAGCACCAGUUAUGUUGCACGAGAGAAGAGGCCUAUCUGAAUUAUGUGGGGAUGCUCCUAUGCUUGCCAGGGGUGAAAAGAAUGAUGUGUUUCUGCCUCAUUUUGUCAGCACGACCUCUACGUACAGAGACAAGAUAUAUAUUUCCAGUUAUAUAUGGAUGUUAUUUGAUUGGACUCUAUCUGUAUGCCUUCUUCCUCAUCUGUGCUUGUUCGGUUGCACCAAGCUAAUUGAUGGUCCCGCAAGCAAGGACUGGAGAGGUGGAAGGGCUGCUAGCUUCAACAUCAGUCCCAGCAGGACUGUAGCUGCAAAGGGUUUCGAUGUCCAGAAGAUUCUUACACGGUCGCCAUUGGCGUUCAUGAUGCUCAUGGAUGAUGCAACCCUGCUCCUCGCCAUGCCUACGAGAGGGUGUUGACAAGUUGAGCCCUCAAUUGUUGGAUGUUACUACCAAAAUAGAUCCAUGCAGAGCACCACCUGCAGGAGUUUUCUUAUAUAAUGACCCACAAGUACUUCUUAGGCAGUAUGAUCUAUGAGCUGGAUGGAAAAUCUGAUGUAAGAGUACUAUCAAUUCGCAUACCUAAUUAUUUCCAUGCAUACUGCACUUUCUACCCCUAAAUGUCUGACUGGUAUUGAGAGGAAUGGAUAAGUAGUGGAGGGCCGAUAUGGGUGUUCUUGUUUAAAUUUAUCUUCAGUUCUUCACAUGUAUUGUUAUAUUUUCCUCUAAAAAUGAUUAUAUGUGUUUGGUCUAACUAUUAUGAAAUGGCUUCCACGUAUCAGAUCUGUUGAGAAGUUGUGAGAUUUCCAAGAUGAGUGAAGACUUGGAUAAAUGGGAUGUUUUAAUUCUUUUUACUGAGAGAUAGAGGCUAAGAAUAGCACUGUUGCAUAUAUUAUUAUUUAUAUUCUGGUCUAAGAAUAGCACAUCUUCAUUAACAAUUCUCCAUCUGCACAUCUUCACUAAGCCAUUUUGCCGCUGAAGCUCAGCUAGCCAACAUGUAUCUUCAGUCAGGUGCCCAAAUCAAUAGCUGCAUUUUUUAUUUGCUAAAUUUGGCGUCCUUUAAUAACUGAGUAGAGAACAUUAGUUAUAUUUGCUCCAUUGGAUGUGUUCUUGCUGAGUCUUUUCCUGGGAAGGUUUUCUUAUCUUUGCAAGCUUUUUUUGCACAUUCUAAAUGUAUACCUACUUGACAUGGUAUUUCCCUUUCGCCUUUCAUUCUGAUAUUUCAAUGAAUACUAAUUCUGGCAACUCAGCAAUAGGUGUCAGAUAGAUUUACAGAUUGCCUAGAAUAGCAAGGAAAUUCCAUAAUUAUGAAUUUCUGGUCGUCAUCUCCCUUCCAUCCAUUCUUGAGUGGGCUCAUCAGGUUUGAACUAUGAAGUACUUUCAAACCAAUAUUCCUUGAAAUGAUUUCAGCUAAUAUGUUAUUCACGAUAGUAACACUACAGCUCGUUAGGUGCACGAAAUGAAAUUGUCUCCCUCAUGAAUCAUUUACAAUACACUCAUAUAUUAUUUUUUUGGCCUUGGUUGUGUCUUCCUUUGAGAAAAAGUUGUGAUAUGAAAUUUAUCCUAGGCUAAGCUUUGUCUCGCUAUUGUUUCAGGUGUGCUUGAAAUUCUUCUAUUUGGAUGUAGGGUCAUGGUUUGAUUGCUUCCUCUUUAAGUAUUAUCGUUUGUGUUUCUUUUUGGCAAGGAUACUGUCUCUUCAUUGACAUAUUAUGCUCUAUUUUACCCUCUAUCCUCUCCCUACCACUCUUUUUUCCUCUCUUUUCUGUUGUACUCCGUUUGCAGAUCGUAUAGUGCUUGAUUCUCUGUCAAAGAGUAUUUUCUGCUCAUGGAGUGCUUGAUGAAUUGCUUGCAGGAAACCCAAUGGUGUUUGUCCUAAACGAGGUUGCUGCUGCCUCGCUGCCUUGGCCUUGUGCCUCAGCCUCGUGCAGGGGUUGCCGCUGCCUCCCUCGAUGCCUCGGCCUCGUGCAGGAACCCAAUGGUGUUUGUCCCAAAAGAGGUUGCGUCGACGUCAGUUUCAGCACCGGCGGCAAGCGUUGGUGUUCGUGGUGUCCUUCUGUUGGUAUUCAUCAUACCCCUUUAUGUUCGUGGUUCUAUUUAUCACUUCCCUGUGACUCGUCGUGGUUUAUUGAGUACAAAUGAUCAAAUGUUUUCGAAUUGAGGUAUAUUUCCUGUGACUCUCAUCAUGGUAAAUUUAUUCAAGUCGUUAAAGAUGCAGGCCUAUAUGAUAGAAUUUCGCAAGCUUUUUCUGUGUUUUCGCCCGUCCAAACAGUUGGGAUCCAGGCUGACCAUAGAACUCCCAUGCAGUUACUUUAUGGGCAAUUCCAGUGAGGGUGGCAUGACUGCAGAUUUGGGUUGAAUGACUAGCUUCUUUAGGAGGCUCUAAAGGAAAGGCAUUAGACCUUUAUGAUAUUAAAUUUCAUCAUUAAGCAGCAAGACUAUCCUUUUCCCGUCAAGUAUGUUGCAACGGAACUUGAGAUUAUCCAUUCUCUACUCUGCUACAUGUUGUGCGCGCUUGACCAGAUUUGAGAAUAUAGGAAUAUAUCAUUAAUACCUCCGUGGAGCUUUUGAUAUAAGGGCAUACAUGAUCUACACUUGUUUUAUUCCUGAUUGUGCUUUACAAUUGUGAGAGACUUCAUAUGUACUUGAUAUCUACUGUUUUGUCUCAUCUUUUCCAUGCAGGUGACACCUCUUGGGGUGGAAGCCCAAUUUGUAAAACAUUUAUCAAUGCACUCCAUUUUUACAGCUUCAAAUUGUUUUUGGAUAGGCUUCCCAAAAUAGGAAGUAUGGUUACAAUGAUAGAAUCUGUGAACUGUUGUCAUUUAUACAUGUAAUUUACAGGCUUUGUUUCCAGUUGAAGAAUAAGCCAUGGAUAGUAGUGUGGGCUAUUGAGUCACGUCCUGAUAAUUCAUGAUUCAUGAUUGCGCCUGAUCUGUAAAUUGCCGGGUUCAGUGACUACCUCUGACACAUGUCUCACUCGGUUUUGCAGUCAUUCCUUGCAGGUAAAUCAAGUAAAGAUUAGGCCAGUCGACAGUACCCAUAGUGGUUGUAGUGUCGAUGGCCGGUGAGCUUCUUUAAGUCAAAGGCCAACCAAAAUGGCAUUGCUCUCUGCUCCCAGCACAAGGUCUGCUUGGCCGGCGUACAAGUAGAGAAAUGUUGUAAUGUACCCAUUAAAUUAGGUUGAAGCAAAAUAUUGAUGCAACAAUAGAGAUGUGUAUUCUGUCAUUAUUUUCACCCAUAUUUCCUGAGUUUAUAAAUGUUAAGCUCAAUUUUGUGGUA